Molecule: messenger RNA, 1459 nt
Organism: Thermothielavioides terrestris NRRL 8126
Lineage: Eukaryota; Fungi; Ascomycota; Sordariomycetes; Sordariales; Chaetomiaceae
Exons: 1
Coding region: 372-1025 (217 amino acids)
Source: RefSeq, a predicted model, not a curated record
CGACCCAAAAGAACUCGCCUGGCGGGUUGUAUUCCGGCCGGUUACCUGGCACUUGGGAACUCGGCACCCUGUGCGGGUUGGGAACCGGCCCCACUUGCCGAGGGGGGAGCGCUGGGCAGGCCGCAGGGCAUACUCCGUACAGAGUUUACACUACGCUAGUGAAGGCCGCAGCCGCCAAAUCACCGAUUCAGCACCGCACACACCCGACAGAGGCAGCAUCAUCCAGCUGUCACUCGGGCAACAAGAUCGCCCCAAAACAGGUCCGUGAUCACACCGUCCACCGACGUCGCGCCGGCGCGACCACCACGCAGCCCGCCAGGAGCCUCCGGCGCCCAACUGUCCACGCCAACGACCGUCUGCCAGGCCCAACCAUGUCCCGCAAUCCCAAGAUCACGGCCAAGAACCUGCAGUACACCGCGAACCUGCCGCCGUUCCUCGCCCGGCUGCGCGGCCAGCACGCGUCCGAAACCGACCCGGACGGGCCAGACCCGAUCCUCGCGGCGCGGCGCCGGCCCGCCAAGCCGCGGUCGGGCAGCGCCGAGGCCGAGGACGCGCCGCUGGUGGUGGACGAGCACGGCAACACGCUCGACAUCGCCGUCGGCGCCGACGGGCGCGUCCAAAAGCGACAGGCGGACGAAGAAGAAGAAGAACCCGCCGGGCCUGCAGCGGCUGGGGACGUCGUCGUCGAGCAGGCGCCGAACAGCAAAGCAGCGCCGGAUGCAGCAGCAGCAGCAGCGGAUACGGUGACGGCGCCUCCGCCGCCGAGCGAGAAGCUGACCGGCGUUGGCGACUCGCGCAGGAAGAGGAAGGUCGGCCGGGUCGUCGGCGUUGGUGCGGAUGACGACGAGGAUGACGCCGGGACGCAUGGAGACAAGGGCGGGACAGCAACCAGCGCUGCAGGAUCAGCCCGCGCAGCAGCCGCAGCCCAUGACGGGGAUGAUUCGGGUGCGGCAAUGGCAAAGAGCAAGCCGAAGAAAAAGGCAAAGAAGAUCAAGCUGAGCUUCGGUGACGACGAGGAGGGCUGAGCGGAGGCCGGCGUACAGCCCGGCCGAGGCAGCCCGGUUACGCUUCGCUUUGCGGGUGACACAGCGUAGCUCAGCCGACUCCGUGCCUGCGGGUCGUCGUUGCGCAGCCUGGAACAAUGCGGCAUCCUAACGAUUCCCGCACCGCGGAACAAAGCCUGGGUUGCGGCGAACCGGUCGUCAUGUUCGAUAGCCUGGCGCAACAACCCCGACAAGCUCGGGACGACGCGGUCCGCCGCCUGGCAAAUCCCUAGCUCAUUCCCAGAGUGUCGCUCCCAAGGCUGCUUGCUUUGCGAUUCCGCCUCGUCAGGAGUGAAUGGGUAUAUGACCACCAUCCACUGAGCAAUGGGCAGACACCACGAGGGAGUCCUUUUGGGCCGAGGUCAUCCCGGGGAAUUGCAAAGGAGGCUCGGCUUGCUCUCGGAAUUUGCCCGUCC